This is a messenger RNA of Bufo bufo (common toad), 2663 nucleotides long. It is a transcript of the gene ICA1, whose product is annotated as islet cell autoantigen 1. Gene Ontology annotation, molecular function: protein domain specific binding. Bases 196 to 1710 code for a protein of 504 amino acids. Gene Ontology annotation, biological process: regulation of transport. The transcript is spliced from 14 exons. Lineage: Eukaryota; Metazoa; Chordata; Amphibia; Anura; Bufonidae. Gene Ontology annotation, cellular component: Golgi apparatus. The record is from RefSeq and is a predicted model, not a curated record.
CUUCUUCCAUCUCAAUGAACCUGCUGGUGGAGGGGGAAGGGUGCAUCGUCUCGGUGACAUCAUUAAUGACACCUGGGGACAUCUGGCUUCAUGGUACCUGACACCACUCAGCACAGGUGGGAGGAAGAGACACCCCUGCACCUGCAGAAGAGCAGCGCGGACCCCCUUGUGCGGUCUCUGAAGGGAAGGUGAAAAAUGGACGGUCACAACUACCAUUACUCUAGAGAGUUCUACGACCGCUAUGCUCAAGGUCAAGAGAAGUCGGUGGUGAAUAAGAUGCAGCAGAAGUACUGGAAGACCAAGCAGACGCUGAUAAAGGUUACCGGAAAGAAGGAAGAUGAGCACGUCGUGUCCUCGGACUCGGACCUCGAUGCCAAACUUGAGCUUUUCCAUUCUAUCCAGCGGACGUGUAUGGAGCUGCUGAAGGUGAUUGAGCAGUAUCAGAAGAGGAUUUGCUUUUUAUCCCAAGAAGAGAACGAACUGGGGAAAUUUCUCCGUUCCCAGGGAUCUCAGGAUAAAUCAAGGGCUGGGAAAAUUAUGCAGGCCACGGGAAAAGCUCUCUGCUUCUCUUCACAGCAGAGGCUGGCUCUGAGAAGUCCUUUAUCUCGUCUUCACCAGGAGGUGGAAACCUUCCGCUACCGAGCAAUAUCCGACUGCUGGCUGACCGUAAACAGGAUGGAGCAGGCCCGAACUGAGUAUCGUGGGGUUCUCCUGUGGAUGAAGGAUGUCUCUCAAGAACUGGACCCCGACUUAUACAAGCAGAUGGAAAAAUUUAGAAAGGUCCAGGCACAAGUGCGUCACACCAAAGCUGCAUUUGAUAGACUGAAAACCGACGUAUGUGAAAAAGUCGAUCUUCUCAGAGCCAGUAGAUGCAAUCUGUUAUCUCAUGUUCUGACUAAUUAUCAGACAACACUACUUCACUUUUGGGAGAAAACCUCACACACGAUGGCCGCCAUACAUGAAAGCUUCAAGGGAUACCAGCCAUAUGAAUUCACUACUCUUAAGAGUUUACAAGACCCGCUCGAUAAACUGUGCCGCCAGUCUAAGAAGAAAACAAAGGCCAAGGAAGCCCCUCCUGAAACGCAGGACAAUGACCAACUGAUUUCUUUAGAUGAGCAGCAGAAUGAGACCGAAUCCGUGUCAUCAGGUACAUUGGAUGAUUUGUUAGAUCUGAAACCAGAGGAGAAGUUUAACUUUGAAGAAAGUGCCACAUCCAAGGAUCCACUCGCAGAUCCCUUUGAGCCGGAUUCUCUGGAGAAGGACGAGAUGCAGCUUUUGAAUGAGAUCUUAAGUGCAUCUUCCUUGGAUAGUGGGGAACUGGGGAAGGAGUGGACGGCCAUCUUCGGGGAGCCCCUCUUCAAUGCUCAGCCUUUAAGCCCAGCAUCUCCAGAACCAGAACAGAAAGCCGAACAGUCGUCUGGUUUCCUUCCUUCACAGUUGCUGGACCAAGAAUUUGGUGGUUUCCAGGCUACACCACAUGACUGGUCAGCCAACUUCGAGGCAUCAUCCUCAUUUUCAUCAUCAUCAUCAUCAUCCUGCCUCCCACCCACUAAUCUCAAUCAGAAUUUCAACAGGACCCCGGUGAAAGAUGCAUCAAAAAGCACAAAAGAUCUUUCUAGCUGGUACAACCUCUUUGCCGACCUCGAUCCUUUAUCUAACCCUGACGCUGUGGGGAAAACCGAUAAGGAACACGAACUUCUCAAUGCCUGAUCACUGCCCUCAACAGCCGGAGGGAGCGCAGCACAUGUGCCACUGAUGAUUGCCUAGAAAUAUUCUUGUAUGUUCUCUCCGUGUAAUAAAGGAGGUAGGUGACAUCUCCGAUCGUCGCCUUUUUUGCCAAUAGCUGGACUCGCUGAUGAACUUUUAAAGGGAAACACUCCUAUUUUUCUACUGGUCAUAUCAUUAUUGCGUUUUCACUCCGCACGGAUUAGGGAUUCUCAUUUGGAUGAACAGGAUCGGUCUGUCGAGAGUAAUUUAUUGGUAUGGGGGUAAAAUGAAUUGGAGCAGAAGAUGGAUUGUCUACCCAGCAUGCACUGCUUUCAGAUCUGUGGGAGGUCCUCUUCUGUCAGGUUUAUGUAUCUCUGGGAAAGCUGGGUGACAACCAGUACUGUCACCAGUGCAGAUCCUGCAAGGGUUGUCGCCCAGCUUUACAACCGUACUGAACAGCCGCGGUUUGUAAAGCUUAAGCGAAGCGACAACCAGCAGCUUCACCAGUGCAACUCCCAUAGGAGUUGUCAGACAAUUUUGCUAGAAUUCUAAUCUGAACAACAUGUCUUGUAAAGCUGAGUGAUGACCCUCUUUGGAGCCAUAAUGGUGGCCGCCUAUAUCGCCCAGCUUUCCCAAAUACAGACAUGGCUAAGGAGAAUGUUUGACAACUUGACAAAAGAGGACAACUUAAGAACUUGGUAUAACGCGGAGGAAAUGAUUGUUACAAGCUGCCCUCAUAUAUACACUGGAAGGACGGGAGGCCAGGCGGACCAUGGGGUGGAGCUGGGGACCUCUCUCCUGGAUGCCGUCUGUCACUUUUGCUGUUUUACUUUUCUUGUUCCAUUUUCUUCAUGACAUCUUGAAGUCACUUUGCAGGAUGAAGUAUUAACCCUCUCCACACUGAGCAUGUUUUCAGCGUCAUCAAAUAAACCCUUUGUUUUGUUCUUUUUCUGCCA